Molecule: messenger RNA, 4248 nt
Organism: Actinia tenebrosa (Australian red waratah sea anemone)
Lineage: Eukaryota; Metazoa; Cnidaria; Anthozoa; Actiniaria; Actiniidae
Product: metabotropic glutamate receptor 8
Biological process (GO): G protein-coupled receptor signaling pathway
Cellular component (GO): membrane
Molecular function (GO): G protein-coupled receptor activity
Source: RefSeq, a predicted model, not a curated record
GAGAUUUUUUUAUAGCGUAUAUAAUUACAUUAAGAAAACCCUCAGUAUAAUAUAUGCCUGUCAUCGCCUUCUCUAUCGCCUAUCUGUCAUGAGACCUGAUGUCUAAUUCACAUUCUUUCGCUCCAGAUUUUGAUGCCCUGGUCACCCUACAACUAACAUGGCGGACAAUUCCUCUUGAAGAAGCCUGGAUCUGUCAUGUCACUUUCAACUUACAGCACACCAUCUUCGUCGCGUAUAUCAAAGCCUACAAGACGUGAAUCAAUUGUGUAAGAUGGUCUUUUAGUUCRCAAACAAAUUGUCGUACAAUAGAGACAACAUGGCUACUAGUUGAAAAUUAUGCUGGAGCCGUUGAUUAAAAAUAUAGCUUCGGGUCGGUGAGCAAUCUCGAGUCGUGGAUGAGUGGCUAAGAUUCUAUGAACAGAAGAAUAGCUUUUAAAGAAAUCGCGAUGGGAGUCAGAGAAUAUGUUACCGUUCUGCUAUUAACGGGGAUAUUUAUCGUUAGCCACUUGCAAGGAGGAACUGUCGAAGGAAAAUUAGAAAUGCUGCGAAAUCCAGGUGACAAUGUGGUUGGGAGCAUAGAACCGAUCUGUGUGCCGACAGCGAACUCGUCUUGUAGUGAUUUCGAUAUCAAUGGAAUUCUAAAGGUUGAAGCUAUAAUUUAUGCUGUAGAAAGUAUUAACAAGCAAGCUCAAGAGCUCGGGAUUARUGGUACUUUGGGGUACGAAAUAAGGGAUCCGGCUCAGGAUGGAGUUUAUAAAUCACUGCUCGAUYUGAUUGAAACGCAUAAAAAGCCUCGUCAAAAGCCAAUGGCAGUGAUCGGAAGUCUUUCUGGUAACGGACUGAAGGAUAAUCUAUUUUUGCUGCUAAGUCAACAGAUGACUCAUGUGAGCUGUGACUCAACAUCAGUAGUGAAUAAUGACUUAAUUAUAGAAUCUGAUAUUAUUUUCCACGUCUAUCCUUCCGACAGAACAAGCAUCAAGUCGAUGGUGGGUUUUAUUGCUAAAAAUAACUGGAGUUACAUUGGAGCAGUCACGGACGACAAAGCAGACAGUGUGUUGCCUGCACUAAAAGAUGAGAGCAUUGAUGUCUGUGUAGGCGCUACGUAUAAGCUGCCAUACUACGCGAAUGAUCAACAGAUUGCUCAGUUUGUAAGGAAAAUGAACGCUGAAAAAAACUACACUGUUAUUGUUGCACUGACGAACCACGAGCUAACCAAGAAAAUCCUAGCAGAGGCGUCGAAGCAAAAGGUGAAGGGGUUGACUUGGGUUGUUGGACAACGAGCCUGGCCAAACACUAGACCCAUCCCUCRACCAAACUCAGCAUCACAAGGGAUGUUCAGUAUAUUGUCUCGUAAAAGUACCACUGGUUUCGUGGAUCACUUGCGCAGCUUGUCAUCCGGAACAAAGAAAAUUAAAAAUAUCUGGCUCCGAGAGUUGGCUUCAAAGAGCAAUCCUCCUCUUAAUGGUUCGAGUUCUGCUAACGCGUCGGCUCCAACGACUGCUCCAAGUUGCGACUACGACGCCAAUCCUAUGUGUGGCAUGGAUCAGAGUAAACUUAAAGCUGCCGUGGAUAAGAUGAUCAGUGCUGUGGAAGAUUCUGCUUGCACGAUUGAUGCAGUUUUUACUAUUGCAAAAGCCCUGGCAGAAAAGCAACGCUGUAUGAAGUCUCCAGACUGCACCGAAGAUGUUACUAAGUUUCAUAACUUUGUUCGACGAUUGGAUUUUACCAAUCCUUUGACUCGAAGUCGCAUCAGCUUCACGCCCAAGGGCUACCUUAACUACACCCUCUACCACAUCUAUAACUAUCAACAGAAUUAUAGUAGAAUUACUACGGACUUAAACAAAUACCUUAAAGCAGUGGAUAUCGGAACUUGGGCCUAUUCUCCAGAAGUUGAACCUAAACUGAAACUAUCUUUAGAAAGAAUUGAGUGGCAUGGAGGGCAUUCCAAGAGACAAGAUUCACGCUGUCAUGAGGUUUGUACGACAGGAAAAUACAGAGCAUUGAAAAAGGAAAAAGUUGGAGCUGAAUGCUGCUGGGAGUGUCAAAGGUGUCCCAAGGAUACGUAUUCCGAUACAAAAGAUGCAUUGAAUUGUAAAAAGUGUCCUGAAAAUGAACGAGUUAGUUUGACUCAAACCGGUUGUGUUCCUUACUUUGAAGACUACGUCCACUGGGAACAUGGCGGAAGUUUAGUGAUCUUAUUUCUGAUGGUAGUUGGCCUGUGCUUUAGUAUUUAUGUUAGUUUUGUGCUGUUUCGAAGCGUUGACACUCCCAUUAUGAAGAACGCCAAAAGUGCCGUUCCCUACUUGCUGCCAUUUAUGGUGAUUAUGUUCCUACUUCCAUUUCCUUUGCUUGGCAGGCCAACUGAAAUAUCCUGCGAAGGUUACCGUGUAUUCUUCAUCCUUGCACUGGGUAUCCCUUUAGCUGUACUACUUGCAAAGUCUCAUUUCUUCGACAAUCGCUGCAAGGAUCAGAGUAACAGCAGUGGUAUGUGCACUCCAAGGUUUAGCAUCGUCUGUUUUAUUGUUCUAUGCCAUGUUUUCGUGGCCUUGAUACUUGGCCUGGUAAUUCCCGCGAAAGUCAACAAGAUUCCAACCGACCUCCCUCAUACUGUAUUCCUGGAAUGCUCAUACCAUUCCUCGCACGAGUUCUUAGUCGUACUUUUCUAUACCUUGUUCCUGGCCAUCUUGGUUGCUGUGUUCUCUUUAAACGAAAUCUUAUCGGAAGAAAACUUCAAGGAAGUAAAGUGGAUUUCAUUUGCAUUGUUUAAUUGGUACACCAUUACGUUCUUCUACGUGGUUGUCAGUUUUGGAAUCCAUUUUCAUGCCAAGGUAAUAUUGCUCGCCCUUUUGGAUCUUUUCUAUGCUUCAAACAUCUUUGCCUGUUUGUAUCUUCCGAAAUGGUUCAUCGUAGUUUUUAGGCCGGAGAAAAACCGUUCUGAUGUCUCUCCAUGGACAGAUUACAUCAAGACACAAGAGAGAAUUUCCGAACGCUUAUCGGCGCCCGAGGAGUCUCCGAUUUUGGCCAAAAAAGGAACACCAGCUGAAAAGGAUCAAACACCCGAGGCAAAAGGGUUGAUGGCUGAUACAGAUAUCUAGACAAGAGGUUUUAACACCGCGGCUUCUUUAUUGGAAACAAAGAAACUUGUGUUUCAACUAAGAAUUUUAUAUUUUAUUCAAAAAAGAAAAAGCAUUAGGUUUUUCGAAUUCUCAGCUCUCGUAAAAGAACAAUGUUACCAAAAACUUGAAAGAAAUCUCGCCUAUUUAUACGAAUAUAGAACAGUAGGGAAAGAGUGUUGGAUUUCGUAUUGAAAGAAAAGUUAUUUCAUGAUAGAUAAUGUUGGAAAUUACCUUUAUUGUGAGGCAAACUGUGAUGAAAAUGUGGAUUAAUUAAAAUCCUCACAUUGCAUUGAAAAGUUAUGGGGUUUCUUUUUUUUUUGUUUUUGUUUUUGUUUUUGUUUUUUUUUUGUUUUUUGUUUUUUGUUUUUUUUUUUCAUUUUGUGCUUUAUUGUUAAAGUUAGCCUUGUAUUCAAAAUAAUGUUUAGAGCAGUGUAUUAGCAUGAAUGAAGAACAUAGUUAUUUCUUUAGAAAUUUACAGUAAUUGUGUUUUCUAGAAUUUUAAUUUGCUGAUUUUUUUUUGCCGUGACUUUGGCGUGACCGUGUCCACGCCGUGUUCAAGCGGGUGUUCUGGGUAUUUGAUUGGAUGGAGAGUGAAUUCUCGUGCAAUGUGAUUGGUCUGGCUUAUCCCUAGCUGUGUCACGACCGUGUUCGUGCCGUGAGCUUUUCACAGUCAUGCGACAACUGCACUAUUUAAGGAAUGUAAAACGCGCGCCCAUGUCUCUGUACGAUAAACACGCUGGGACUUGUAGAGUACGAGAGAAGCAAGCUUAGGAACACGAGGCAUAGCCAAGUGUCUCUCUUGCUUUUCAAGUGUUCUACAGCUCCAAGAGUGUUAAUUCACAAUACAGAGAUAUAAGCAGCCGUUUUAUAUUGCUUUUAUUAUAAAAAUUUGGAGAACUUUGCGUGAGCGUGUCUCUGUCUCUGAUAUAAACACGGUAGCCAGCCAAUCAGCGCGCACGUUAUGCUUCAAUAUAUAUGUAUAUAUAUAUAUGGCAGCCAAUCUAUAAAUCUGACGAUGUUAUAGAUAUUGUAGAAUGUUUAUGACACACUAUGGACUAUAUAUAUACCCUUAGUGCAAAGAUAAGCUUUAAAGAUAGGUUUCUUGAUAUUAUAAUUCAACAUUAAAGCCGUC